CCGAGAAGCUAGAAGGCUUCUAGGGCCCUUGCGCUGGGAGGACACGCCCACUUCCGACGAGGACUUGAAACCCGGACGUGAGCGAGUCUGGCCGGUUCUGAGGAGAAAGUCUGAGUGGGGUGGCGGCGGCGGCAGCGGCUGAGCCGGGCGCGGGGAGGCGCCGAGAGCAUGUGAGCGACGGCUUGUAUUGGGACGAAUGAAGGAUUUUACGUGGCUGAGAGCUGGAAACGCCUACGGAGGAGACCACCCGCCGACACACACCCCAGCCCCCCACACACCCUGACUCCACCACCAAGAACCCAGUGUGGCCCAAAGCCCUGGAGUCCUGGGAAGGCGCCUGGUUGGGCCGGUGCGGCUGAAGCAUUUCUUGCCUGCCCCGCCUGGAGGGUGUGGAAAUCGGGACACUACACACGUCCACGGGACUAAGUAUGGAGCUGUGCCCUCUCAGGGUGAAGCCCUUCUCCAUGUGAGGAGCCAGGAAAAGGAGAAGGUGAUGGGAAUUGAACUUCUUAAAGCCAUGUCCCUGGAUUCAGUGUCUUUCACGGAUAUAGCCAUAGACUUCUCCCAAGAUGAGUGGGAAUGGCUGAAUCUUGCUCAAAGGACUUUGUAUAAGAAGGUGAUGUUAGAGAACUAUAGGAACCUGGCUUCAUUGGGUCUUUGCAUUUCUAAACCAGAUGUGAUCUCGUUAUUGGAGCAGGAUAAAGAGCCCUGGAUGAUGAAAGGAGAGAUAACAAGAGGCCUGUGCCCAGACUUGGAGUAUGUGUGGAUGAGAAAGGAAUUAUCUCCAAACCAGGACAUCUAUGAGGAAAAAUUGUCCCAGGCAAUGAUAAUGGAAAGACUUACAAGCUAUGACCUCGAAUAUUCCACAUUAGGGGAAAACUGGAAACGUGAAGACCUGUUUGAGAGGGAGCUGGUAUUUCCUAUCGAAGAGAGAAUAUAUAAUUUUGACGCAGAUAAGAAAAGCUUAAAAGCACAUUCCUUUGUGAAAAAAUACAAGCAAGUUUAUGGAGAAAAGAAACUCUUGCAAUGUAAUGACUGUGAGAAAACUUUCAGCAAAAUCUCAACUCUUACUCUUCAUCAAAGAAUUCAUACUGGAGAGAAACCCUAUGAAUGUGUCGAAUGUGGGAAGGCCUUUAGCCAGAGUGCCCACCUUGCUCAACAUCAGAGAAUCCACACAGGAGAAAAACCCUUUGAAUGUACUGAAUGUGGGAAAGCCUUCAGCCAGAAUGCUCAUCUCAUUCAACAUCAGAGAGUUCAUACUGGAGAGAAACCUUAUCAAUGUAAGCAGUGUCAUAAAGCCUUCAGCCAGCUUGCACAUCUUGCUCAACACUAGAGGGUUCAUACUGGAGAGAAACCCUAUGAAUGUAUCGAAUGUGGGAAAGCUUUUAGUGAUUGUUCAUCUCUAGCUCAUCAUCGAAGGAUUCACACUGGGAAAAGACCCUAUGAAUGCAUUGACUGUGGGAAAGCUUUCAGGCAGAAUGCUUCUCUUAUACGUCAUCGGAGGUAUUGUCACACUGGAGAGAAACCCUUUGAUUGUAUUGAUUGUGGGAAGGCUUUCACUGAUCAUAUAGGACUUAUUCAGCAUAAGAGAAUUCAUACUGGAGAGAGACCUUACAAAUGUAACGUGUGUGGGAAGGCUUUUAGCCAUGGCUCAUCCCUGACUGUCCAUCAGAGAAUUCACACAGGAGAGAAACCCUAUGAAUGUAAUAUCUGUGAGAAAGCCUUUAGCCAUCGUGGCUCACUGACUCUUCAUCAAAGAGUUCAUACUGGAGAGAAACCCUACGAAUGUAAGGAAUGUGGGAAAGCUUUUCGGCAGAGCACGCACCUCGCCCAUCAUCAGAGAAUUCAUACUGGGGAGAAACCUUACGAAUGUAAGGAGUGCAGCAAAGCCUUCAGCCAGAAUGCACACCUUGCACAACAUCAGAAAGUACACACUGGAGAGAAACCAUACGAAUGUAAGGAAUGCGGGAAGGCCUUCAGUCAAAUUGCACACCUUAUUCAACACCAGCGAGUUCAUACUGGCGAGAAGCCUUAUGAAUGUAUUGAAUGUGGGAAGGCCUUUAGUGAUGGCUCCUAUCUUGUUCAACAUCAGAGGCUCCACUCUGGCAAAAGACCGUAUGCAUGUCUUGAAUGUGGGAAGGCAUUCAGACAGAGGGCAUCCCUGAUCUGUCACCAAAGGUGUCAUACAGGCGAGAAACCUUACGAAUGUAACGUCUGUGGGAAAGCCUUUAGCCAUCGUAAAUCCCUUACUCUGCAUCAGAGAAUUCACACAGGAGAGAAACCGUAUGAGUGUAAGGAAUGCAGCAAAGCCUUCAGCCAGAUUGCCCAUCUGACGCUGCAUAGGAGAAUUCAUACUGGAGAAAGGCCCUAUGAAUGUAAAGAAUGUGGAAAAGCCUUUAGGCAGAGUGUACACCUUGCUCACCAUCAGCGAAUUCAUACUGGAGAGUCAUCCUCAAUUAUUCCCUCCUCUUCACCUGCAUACCACCAGGUCCUCUAGCUUCAAUAUUCUAAAUCUAUCUAUCCACUUCUUUCCAACUCGUGCCGUUAUCAUGGUCAAAGAUGCAACCAUCUCGUUUGGAUUUCUGCAUAGCGUUGCAACCAUUUUCCCUCUUGCUUCCCUCAAGUGCAUUUUUAGCACUGUA
Messenger RNA from Eubalaena glacialis (North Atlantic right whale), 2642 nucleotides. Its product is annotated as zinc finger protein 470-like. The transcript has 8 exons. The record is from RefSeq and is a predicted model, not a curated record. NCBI's taxonomy places the organism in Eukaryota, Metazoa, Chordata, Mammalia, Artiodactyla, Balaenidae. Gene Ontology annotation, molecular function: DNA-binding transcription factor activity, RNA polymerase II-specific; RNA polymerase II cis-regulatory region sequence-specific DNA binding. Gene Ontology annotation, biological process: regulation of transcription by RNA polymerase II.